AUGAAGAGAAAUUAUAAACGGGAUAUAAUAAAAACUGCCUCGCUUUCAAGGCUUCUUGUGAUACUCUUACAGUAUGUAUUUAACCAUAUGAUUCCUGAUCAUAAUGCAGGUGUUUUUCUUUAUCCAAAAGAAAAUGGAACGGAGUUGUCCAUGGAUAAAGCUGUUAAUCAUAUUUUUGGAGGUUUCUUGAGAUGGGAUGCUCAUUAUUUCAUGCAUAUUGCAAAAUAUGGGUACACUUAUGAAAAUACUGUUGCCUUCUUCCCGCUCUUUCCUCUACUUGGAAAUUUACUUGCUAAAUGUUUAUUUUUUUUAGAAUUUCUUAGUACAGAUUCACUCCUCCUAUUAAGUUUCAUUAUAUUAAAUUAUUUUGUUUUUAUCUACUCCGCAUUGAUGCUGUUCAAUCUCACCAAUAAAUUCUUUUCUGAAACAUUUUCAUAUUACUCCGUUAUAUUGUUUUGUUGGAACCCAGCUUCUAUAUUUUUUACUGCACCCUAUACUGAAUGUAUCUUCAGUUUUCUAACAUUUAAGUCUAUGCUCAAUUGCAUUUUACUGUAUGAAAAGUACCAUAAAUUUAGAGUAAAAAUAAGAUAUAUAGAUAUUUUUUAUUUAUUUCCGAUAGCUCUAAGUACAUUAACUAGAUCAAAUGGUUUAGUAAAUGUGGGUUUUUUUCUUUAUGUGAUCGCAUGUAUUUUUUUGAAAAAUUUCCUCAACAUAAAAGGAAACUUUUUUCUUUCUAUUAUCAAAAAGAUAUCUUUAAUCUUAGCAUUUACCAUAAUCACCUUUUUUGGCUUAAUAUUCUGCUUGUUUCUCUUCGAUUUAUUUCAAAUAUAUUGUUAUAAGUUGUUCUGCCAAAAUUUCUCAAUAUAUUUGCCAUUGGAAGUUGAAAUGUAUGCAAAACAAAACAGUUUUGUGUUGUUAGGAACGUUCAGUAAACACAAUCAAUCUUGGUGUAACAGUAAAUUACCUCUGUCUUAUUCGUAUGUUCAAAAACAUUAUUGGAAUGUGGGAUUCCUUAAUUAUUAUGAAUUCAAGCAAAUCCCAAACUUUCUAUUGGCAGCACCAAUAUUGAUGAUUUUCAUCAUUAAUUGUAAAAAAUAUAUGCUGAUUAAUUGUCCCAAGAAUAUAAUUCAAAUAUUCAAUUUUGAUAUUCAUCAACCAAGAUCGAACAUGAUUUUUGAGACUCCCCAAAUAUUUGUAUUUGUACUUCAUGGACUGAUUCUCUCUAUAUUUUGUAUAUUUUUUAUACAUAUACAAGUUAGUACUAGGUUAUUAUGUUCUGCUAGUCCAUUAUUAUAUUGGUUUUCUGUUCAUUAUUUGAUGGAUGGUGAAAAGUUUUGUGAUAUAAAUAAUAUUAAGAGGUUUUCUGUUAAAAAAAAAAUAAUAUUGUUGUAUUAUUUUUCAUAUUAUGUUGUUGGAAUUGCUUUGUUUUGUAAUUUUUUGCCCUGGACCUGAAUGGAAAAAUAAUGUACAGAUAAUAAAAUUAAUUUUAAUUGUAUCAGUCUUGCACAUAAUAUUAAGUAAAUAUUAUUGUUCAGUUGAAAUCAUGAGUGUCAUUUUCCAUUGAUGUAAUGAAAAUAUCCAACAAUAAAUAUUAUUGUAAACAUCCAA
Molecule: messenger RNA, 1608 nt
Organism: Harmonia axyridis
Lineage: Eukaryota; Metazoa; Arthropoda; Insecta; Coleoptera; Coccinellidae
Gene: PIG-V
Product: GPI mannosyltransferase 2
Exons: 1
Coding region: 1-1452 (483 amino acids)
Biological process (GO): GPI anchor biosynthetic process
Cellular component (GO): endoplasmic reticulum membrane; mannosyltransferase complex
Molecular function (GO): alpha-1,6-mannosyltransferase activity; GPI mannosyltransferase activity
Source: RefSeq, a predicted model, not a curated record